AUGCCCGACGAAAAGAAACUUCCUUGGGGAAUAAACUCCCCUAAACCUGGCUCUGCGAAGACCCUUACAAAAACAAAGUUACAGGCCUUCAGCAUUGGAACUCAUAAAAAAACCCCUUUCCAAAAACAUAAAGAAGAACUAGAAUUAAAGAAAAAACAAGAGUCAGAGGAAGCAGCGAAAGUUUACGCUGAAUUUGUAGCAUCAUUUGAAAAGGAAGAUGGUGCAGGAAAAACAUUUGUUAAAGGCGAAACAAUUGUACCGAAACUUUUGUUUGAUCAUGAAGCGAUAAAUACUAAAAAGGAAGUACAGCCCUCUACACCUCCCAAAAUUUAUAAACCACAACUUUUUGUUCCCGCUUCUAAGCCCAUCCAACAAGAAGUGGAAGUGGAUAACGUGGAUCAAAUUGACGAAAAUGAUGAGGAGGAAGAAAAAAGGGAGGAAAAGUCAAAAAGAAAACGCAAUCUUGAUGCAUUUUUGGAAGAAAUUAAAAGAGAACAAGAAGAAAGAGAAGAUCGCCUUAGACAAAAACAUGCAAAAUUAGCGGGGGCAGGCGUAUCAUCAGAAACUGGUGUUAGUGACGAAUUCGUACCUACAUCUCUCACUGUUAAAGCAGCUUUCGAGGAUCGCCCCGGUUCGCAUGACACUGGAGAUCCCAACACAACAAAUUUAUAUGUUGGGAAUAUAAGUCCAGAAGUUAAUGAAGAGAUGCUAUGUAAAGAGUUCGCAAAGUAUGGACCUAUCGCUAGCGUCAAAAUUAUGUGGCCACGUACUCAAGAAGAAAAGGAUAGAAAUCGUAAUUGUGGUUUUGUUAGUUUUAUGGAUCGAGAAUGUGCAGCUUUGGCUUUGAAAAAUAUGGAUGGAAAAGAAUUGCUUGGUUACGUUAUGCGAGUUGGAUGGGGCAAAGCUGUUCCAAUUCCACCUCAACCAAUAUAUGUUUUGAACGAAAGUGGUAGACCACCACCGAGUGGACUUCCCUUUAAUGCACAAAUGGUUCAUUCAAGUAGUCCUCGCCUUGAAGUUCAAGUUAUGCGUCCCGAAGAUCAACAAAUGAUAAGAAUAAUACAUCGUAUGGUAGAACGAGUUGUUAAAUACGGGCCACCAUUUGAGGCAAUAAUAAUGGAUCGUGAAUGGAAUAAUCCGAAAUUUACUUUCCUUUUCCAGAAUGAUUCUCUUGAACACAUAUAUUACCGAUGGAGGUUAUAUUCAGUUCUUCAAGGUGACCCAAAGAAUAAGUGGCGCGUUGAAGCUUUUCACAUGUUUGAUGAAGGACCAAUAUGGGUCCCUCCGGAGAUACCAUUUGAUGAAGAUGAAGUAGAUGAACUAUUAGACUCUGAUGAAGAAGAUGAACGUGAAAGGGAACGUGUACCAAAAGGUUCAUUAGGUCCCAAAGCAAAACAUAGAUUAGAAGUAAUGUUACGAAAACUAACAUUUGAACGAAGUGUUAUUGCGAAAACCAUGACAUUUGCUAUUGAUCAUUCGGAUGCAGCUGAUGAGAUAGUGGAUAUAAUUUGCAAAGCACUCAUAAUCAAGGAGACACCUAUAGUAACCAAAGUUUCAAGAUUAUAUCUAGUAUCUGAUAUUUUACACAAUAGUAGUGUGUCUAUUCCCAAUGCAUGGAAAUUUAGGACUGGUUUUGAGAGUAAAUUACCUGAAAUAUUCGAACAUUUGAAUGAGGUUUAUAGGUCUAUUACAGCAAGAUUGAAAGCAGAGACAUUUAGGGAUAAUUCAAAGGAUUCUUCUCCAUCAUCAACAACAACAACAAUGAAACGUGCACGAUUUGCAGUAGAUUUAGAAAUGGAACAAGAAAUGAAUAUCACAGGAAUUGAACAAUUUAACCAUAAUUUCAGCGAAAAUAGAAAAGCUAAAGGCGAAAAUGAAGUUGAAGAUAUUUUCGCAUAG
Molecule: messenger RNA, 1899 nt
Organism: Diversispora eburnea
Lineage: Eukaryota; Fungi; Glomeromycota; Glomeromycetes; Diversisporales; Diversisporaceae
Source: the annotation of a GenBank genome assembly